CAAGUGGAUAACGCCGACGUACCGCCGUAACGCUACGUUCGCCACGGCGAAGGUGAGCCGCACGUGGACGAGUGUGUCGUGUGUUUUCUCACACGCAAAAAGAUCCUCCAGAGAGGGUAGGGUCGUAGAGUGGUGGUGGCGGAGCGAGGCCGAGAGCUUUUGCCCGGAACGGAAGCAUCACGGGUGGGAGAUGGAUAUAAGCCCAUCGUCCGGGAAUAAUGCUAUCAGUGACUUUGCGCUACAGUCUCACAUACAGUACACGCGGAACAGCCGAAACGUGGAAGCGUCAUGCUGAAGACAAUUUCUUUCUUCUGUGCCGUCUUGGCUUGCGGUAACGCGGUCGUUCUCAGCGGCUACAACGGCGGCCAUGGCCUGUCCUACAACGACUACAGCGAUCUCGAUGGAUAUCUGGGAGCCGCCGAAUACAAGGUUUUGCCGACGGUCGCGGUCCCGGUGCACGCAGUGUCCGCCGCACCGGUGCACGUCGACGCGUCCCUAGAUCACGGCCUGCACGGUUACAAACACGACACCGAUCACGAUCACGACUACUACUCACACCCGAGAUACACCUUCAAUUACGGCGUACACGAUCCCCAUACCGGCGACGUAAAAACGCAACAUGAAGUGCGCGACGGCGACGUCGUUCACGGCUCGUACAGCGUCAACGAGCCCGACGGAAGCGUGCGGAUCGUCGAGUACACGGCGGAUGACCACAAUGGAUUCAACGCCGUGGUGAAAAAGGUUGGACCGGCGUUGCACCCGAAGCCAGUCCCGAUCGUCAAGUACGUCUCACCGGCAUACUACAACAACUACGACGACUACGAGAAGCAUUAUUAAUUGAUACAAUAAACGUCGUGCAAAUAGAGUCGGCUGUUUCGCUAAAGGGCAUCGAUAGACGUUUCUAUAGUUAAUUACAGAAAAUAUUUGCAACUAGAAGCGGGAUUGUCGAAACGUAUCGAUUAUUUGCUUUUGUUGUUCCGCGCGGUGACUUUUGCCACUUGAUAAAUAAAAAAAAGGAAAAGAAAAUUUGUAUCUUCUAAAUACCGAAACGUACAAGUAAUUUUGUCUUUCUUUUUUAUUUCGUUUCCCGAUGCCCCGUUCCGAGACGUUCGAUUACAUGUAACAGCAACGGCAGCGCAAACAUCAAUUAUUUUCAAAUAAUAGAGAGAUAGUUGUAUCUAUUUAUUUUUGGACGCGCUUCAUCCAACGAAUCGCGAAUCGCAUCGAGAGAUCUCUCGCGUGUGUGUCCUUCAAGAAAGAAGCGCCGUUUCAUUUACGACGGAAUUGAAUUUGAGAUGUAACCGCGCAUGUCAGAGCUAUCGAUUUUGCUUGCAAUGCGCGACUGCGGCGUAAUAACGUAAAUUUCACCGGUUCUCGAGACAUUACGAAGAGAAACUCGCAAGUCUUUCCAAGAGAACCCCUCUCGUGCAUUCGGCUUUAGGUGUCAAACACUACUCGAAUUGUCCUAGUGCUGUGAACAAUUUAGAAACUGUUACGAGGAGGAAAGUAUGUAUACAUAAUUUGGUGGCUCGUAUAGAAAUCGUAUUCCAUCUGUUUGUGUACCGAAGGAAACAUAAUCUCAUACUUAGCGAAAUACAUUUAUGAUUUCAAGAGGAUUCUUUCAAAAUAUUCCAAGAACUAUUUUACACCUUUUUAUCAAAAGAGGAAUAUCCUUUCCGUUUUCACUUGAAAUAUAGGAUUGCAGAAAAUCAAGCACUUUGCAGCUAAGAUCUUUUUUUUUUUAAAUGUUGGAAUGUUUUGGAAGAAUCCUCUCGCGAGAUCAUCUAUAAGAAGAUUCUGCUAUGGAUGGAUAUAUAUAUAUAUAUAUAUAUAUGUGUGUGUGUGUGUGUGUGUGUGUGUGUGUGUGUGUGUGUGUGUGUGUGUGUGUGUGUGUGUGUACUUUUUUUCGAUAAAAGCUCUCGCAACUUUUGCACGGCAGUAUGUAGUUCAGCUUUGAAAUUGGGUUAGAAGUUGGCCAUCACGGAAAUUAACGAGUCCGAUUAGUAUUAAAAGCGAAAACAAAGCGAAAGGAAGCAGUAAACGUCCCGAUACGAAUAAAAUCGUCAACUAGGAAAUAAUUCGUGUUAAAAAUAAAUAAAGUAGAUGUUGAGUCUUUUACAUCCACGCGGGUGCGCAUAAUAUUUGAGGUAGCGGCGCUACCGCGCAUCGCUCGAGACAAAUUUGCGACUUAAGAAUAUCACAUAAAUGUUCAAUGGCCGAACUUGUAGAAAGAGGCCCAUAACAACAGCGAUGCGAAAUAUUUUUAUGGACCGAGAUAAUAAUACAAUCAAAUUAGUCA
This is a messenger RNA of Odontomachus brunneus, 2299 nucleotides long. RefSeq names its product cuticle protein 19-like (gene CPR6). The record is from RefSeq and is a predicted model, not a curated record. Gene Ontology annotation, cellular component: extracellular matrix. The coding region runs from base 289 to 837 and encodes 182 amino acids. The transcript is spliced from 3 exons. NCBI's taxonomy places the organism in Eukaryota, Metazoa, Arthropoda, Insecta, Hymenoptera, Formicidae.